Messenger RNA from Morchella sextelata, 714 nucleotides. RefSeq lists its product as uncharacterized. The transcript has 3 exons. Gene Ontology annotation, molecular function: protein serine/threonine kinase activity; ATP binding. The coding region runs from base 1 to 714 and encodes 237 amino acids. Gene Ontology annotation, biological process: peptidyl-serine phosphorylation; peptidyl-threonine phosphorylation. NCBI's taxonomy places the organism in Eukaryota, Fungi, Ascomycota, Pezizomycetes, Pezizales, Morchellaceae. The record is from RefSeq and is a predicted model, not a curated record.
AUGGCAUCCAGCGUCAAUUGGAUGCUUCAGCCACAAGUAGACGGCGACUCAGGCGACGCCGGCAUCACCCAUGGUGAUUUGCAGUGUGGAAAUAUCCUACUAUGCGCGAAGAGUCUGGAUAGUGUGCCGGCGCACGAACUGGCGCAGGACAUGAAAGAAGGGAUCGGCAUCUCAGAGCCCAUCAAACGCUUAGACAGAAGGGAAGAUAGGUGGGCGCCGCGAUACCUUGCAAUGGCGCAGCCCCUCGCAAAAUAUGGCGAAUUUGGACCGAGCCUUAUUGCAAAGAUAUCAGAUUUCGGUGCCUCAUUUAUGUCCUUGGAUCAAGUAGAGGAACCCGUCACACCUGUUGCCCUUCGUGCACCGGAACUUGUGCUGGGACUUGCCUUUGACCAGAGCAUCGACAUCUGGUCUUUUGGCUACCUCCCCAGCGAACUCGUGACAGGAACUAUGGUGUUUGAGGUGGAUAGUUGUGGUGAGAAAACACCAGAGAACGAUGCACAAACCAAUGGCGUUCAUAUUAUGGAGUUUACCGACCGUUUAGGUGCUCCUCUAGAGUAUUUGCUUCAGAAGUGGCCGCGUAGGGAGAGAUAUUACGGCAAAGAUGGAACCCAGACCCGCUGGAGCGUGGAGCCAGGCGAGGACUUGGCGGAAAAACAUCCGGUAUGCCUCUUGGAGGACUUUAUACUCAAGGAGAGGUUCCCGGAUAUUUCGUAG